Messenger RNA from Dermochelys coriacea (leatherback sea turtle), 2242 nucleotides. Its product is annotated as RNA binding protein fox-1 homolog 1-like. Lineage: Eukaryota; Metazoa; Chordata; Testudines; Dermochelyidae. Bases 328 to 1401 code for a protein of 357 amino acids. The transcript has 12 exons. Gene Ontology annotation, biological process: regulation of alternative mRNA splicing, via spliceosome; nervous system development. Gene Ontology annotation, molecular function: mRNA binding. Gene Ontology annotation, cellular component: nucleus; cytoplasm. The record is from RefSeq and is a predicted model, not a curated record.
UACUCGACUCUCACCACUCUGCCCGCGCGGGGCUCUGGAGCAGGUGCUUGGGAACAGCUGGGAGCAGGAGCCACUUUUGGGGUCAGCCCGGCCCUGUCUUGGGGGGGGGGCUGGGCCCCCCGCACCUGCGACAGCGUCACCAAGGCCCAGCAGCUGUCGGUGUCUCUCAGUGGCACCAUCCCAGCUGCCACUCAGCCCCCGGCUCCCUCCCCUCCGCUGAGUGCCAAACGCGCAGCUUGGGGCGGAGAGACCGACCCCGCUUAGCUGGCUGCCGGGGCUGCGGGACCCUCGCCGUGCCGCCCUGUGUGGGGCCGGGGCCUACGAGCCAUGCUGUCCUCUCCGGCCGUGGUGCUACACCCGUACAGCCUGCCCGUCUACCCGCAGGUGCCCCAGUGCUACCCCGGCCUGGUUCAGGGUAGCCAGGAUGCAGCUGCCCCCACCGACCCCAUGACUCAGACGUACCCCGCCCCGUACCCCCCGGCCCCGGCCCGGCUGGCCCCGCCAUUCCGCCCGCCCGGCGCCCUGCAGGACUACCCGCCGCAGCCCCCCGCCGAGCACAGCCUGUACCUCUACCCGGCUGGCCAGCCCCCCCCGGAGCACGCCGCCCCACCGGAGCCCCUGGGGCCAGCCCUGCCUCCUCCCCCCGUGCCAGCCGAGGAGAGUCCCGCGGCCGCUCUCACCCCAGAUGGCCGGGAGGCGGAGAGCGAAGAUGGCAAAUCCCAGCCCAAGCGGCUGCACGUCUCCAACAUCCCCUUCCGCUUCCGUGACCCCGAUCUGCGGCAGAUGUUUGGGCAAUUCGGGAAGAUCCUAGACGUGGAAAUCAUCUUCAAUGAACGUGGUUCUAAGGGUUUCGGCUUUGUGACCUUCGACAGCAGCCAGGACGCUGACCAGGCGCGAGAGAAGCUGAACAGCACCGUUGUGGAGGGCAGGAAAAUUGAGGUGAACAACGCCACGGCCCGUGUGGUCACCAAGAAGCCUCCGGCAGCGCCUGCGGUGAACGGUUGGAAGAUCAACCCCUUGGUUGGCGCUGUCUAUGCCCCCGACCUCUACACAGUGGCCACCAUCCCCUACCCGAUGGUGGCCCCGGCGGCGCUGGCCUAUCGCGGGGGCCUGCGGGGCCGUGGCCGAGCCAUUUACAGCCCUAUCCGGGCAGCUCCCACCCCGUCGCCCAUCCCUGCCUACGGGAGUGUGGUGUACCCGGAUGGGCUAUAUGGCACUGACGUCUAUGGCUAUGCAGCGUACCGGGUGGCACAACCCCCCGGGGCGGCGGCGUACACCGACGGGUACGGCCGGGUCUACACCACGGCGGAUCCUUACCACCACGCCGUCGCUCCAGCCUACGGCGUCGGAGCCAUGGCCAGCCUGUACCGCGGAGGGUACAACCGCUUCACGCCAUACUGAGGAACCAGGGGCUGCGAAGGCCGGCGGCGGUGACGGGAAGGAGCCUGGGCAGUGGGCUCUGAGAUCUCGGUGUGGAUAGGGACGGGUGGUGGUGGGGGGGCAAUUUACAUCAAGUCCUCUGCUCCCAACACAGAGUGUCCCGGACGGGUCGGGACACCCAGUCCAGCCCUAGCACCCCAGACCCGUUACCCAGAAUCCCCCUGGGGAACUCCACCUGGCCCCAGCAUCAGUUACCCAGAUCCUGCCUGGCCCCGGUCCCCUGGCCAUAGAGACAAUGGGGUUGGCACGUGCAGAGAGGGGAACACUGCUGCCCACCAGGGAGUGGAGAUGAGGGUGAAUUUGGCCAGUGUUUAAUAUCCGACGCCUGCAUCACAACCGGGUCAGGAUGGGGCCGUAAGGGUGUCACCGAGUGGGGCUCGGUCUUUUCGAUCAGUGGUUCUCAACCCGCCCAGAUGACCGUACCCCAUUCAGGCGUCUGCUUUGUCUUGCCUACGCCUGCAUUUCACCCCUCUUAAAAAUGAUGUCAACCUCCUGAAGCUGCUCGCCCCAGGGUUUACAUUUAGUUGCAGCUAUCCGGAGCGGAGCUCUGGUCAAUAUUUCCAACCCCCCCCGGGGUUUUUAUAGCAGGCUGGGGCGUGGGAGGGACAUAUUCUCUGCGACAUUUAGCCCUGGCGUGCACACAUGAGUAAAUGACACCAAACGCGUGUCUAAUACAGUGUGAAUCCACACAGUAUGUAACCGUAGAAAGCAGUCUAGAGAGCAGCAUAAGCUAGGCCUUGUCUGUAUGAAAUGUUAAUGACUCAGCUGGUGCUUUUUAUGUCACCUGUUGUAAAACUGGACA